CCGGCUGCUUGCUAUUCGCGAAGCCUGGGCGUGCGCUUUGGCGGCCCUGACUGCGCCGCACUACGCGACUGGGCCCCGACUCGAAGUAAGUGUGUUUCUCUCUUACGGUGUAGUUCGAUUGCGGAGCACGUUUCGUUAAAAGUUUUUAAAAAAUGUUAAAAUUACUACUGAUCAACUAAAGGAAAAAAAUUACAACAAACUCAAUGAUUAAGAAUCUUCUGCCACUCACCACUCCCAACUCGAAAGAAGUAUAAUGUGUGAUACAGCUGUACCCCCUCAGUACCCAAUCUGUGAAACUGAUAAUGGUGGACACAAAAAGUGCAUCAUAUUGCCAAAAAAGAAUUCAUUAACGACGCUAGAAGGGCGUUUGGAAACCUUCAAAACUUGGCCGAAUAAAGAAGUGGACCCUAGAAAACUAGCUGAAGCAGGUUUUUAUUAUACUAAACAUGAGGACAUCGUCCGCUGUCCCUUCUGCUUCGUAGAGGGCUAUAGGUGGCAAGCUGAAGAUAAUCCAAUGGAUGAUCAUCUAAGGUGGACACGGGAACAGAGAAGGCAAUGUACUUUUGUUAGUGAUAGGAGAAGUGAGCAUGAUGAUGCAGUGAGUGAGGAUAGCACAAACGGAAGAGACACUUGCGGAAAAUACGGUGUGGAAAUUUUACCUUGUUCUAUUCCAGAGGACAAAAACGUGAAUUUAGAAAAGUUAGGUGUUACUAAAGUGAAAGGACCGGCUCAUCCCGAAUACGUUUUGCAACAAUCCCGAUUGGAAUCGUUUAAACAGUGGCCGAAAUCUCUCAGACAAAAACCGGAGGAUUUGGCCAGUGCCGGAUUCUUUUACCUCGGUUGCGGCGACCAGGUUUUGUGCUUCCAUUGCGGUGGCGGUUUGAAGGAUUGGGAAGAAAACGACGAACCAUGGGAGCAACAUGGCAUGUGGUUCCCCAAGUGUAGUUAUUUGUUAUUAAAAAAGGGUGUAGAAUACGUGAAUAAACUAAAAGAAGAAACUAGAGAGACUGAGGAUAUAACUUUGCCUAGUACGAGUGGUAGUUUAAACACAGUAGAAACCAAAGUUCCACAAUCUACUACAGUUAGUGAAAUCAAGUCUGAUUCUGAUAAAAAUAACGAAAAGAGCAGUGAACAGGACCAUCACUUGUGCAAGAUUUGCUUUAAAAACGAAUUGGGUGUCGUGUUCCUGCCUUGCGGUCAUAUAGUUGCCUGUGUAGAUUGUGCUUCAGCCCUCAGCACUUGUGCUGUCUGCCGAAAGCCUCUGGAAGCAACUGUCAGAGCGUUCCUAUCGUAAACUGUACUGCUAGUCAAAUUUAAAAUUGUUUUAUUACUAAAUGAGAAAACAAAUAUAUAUUUUUAUACAAAAAAGCAUUUUUUACUACUGACUUUAUAAGUACAAAUCUAGGUACAUUUAUUUAUCUGCUAAUACGCUUUUUAGUUUUUAAUCUUUUUGAAGCGCUUUUAAUUUGACUGCAAGUUUAAACUUAAACAGUGUGAAUUUUGUUAGGGAACCCCUGACAUGUAUGUUAGUUAUCCCAACAUGUAUGUGUGUGUGUAUAUAAAUAAAUAUAUUAAUU
This is a messenger RNA of Brassicogethes aeneus, 1577 nucleotides long. NCBI's taxonomy places the organism in Eukaryota, Metazoa, Arthropoda, Insecta, Coleoptera, Nitidulidae. The record is from the annotation of a GenBank genome assembly.